AUGGCCGACCUUUUGGAAGUCUUCCAUCAGCUACGCAAAUGUGACAUGCGACUCAAUCCAGAAAAAUGUGUAUUUGGUGUAUCGGGAGGAAAAUUCCUCGACUUCAUGCUAUCGGCGAGAGGCAUCGAAGCCAAUCCCGAAAAAUGUCAGGCGGUCAUCAGUAUGAGGAGUCCCCAGAAUCUCAAAGAAGUUCAAAAGUUAGCUGGACGACUCAUAGCUCUAUCGAGAUUCCUUCCAUGUUUGGCUGAAAUAGCAAAACCCAUCGUUGGUUUGUUGAAGAAGGUAAAAAAGUUUGAAUGGUCUGUCGGUUGCGAAGAGGCUUUCCAGGCGUUGAAGCAACGCCUCGGCUCUCCCCCAAUUCUUUCGAAGCCCGAGCCUCAAGCGGAUAUGGUGGUAUACUUGUGCGUAUCAAACGAAGCAAUCAAUGCCGUUUUGGUACAAGAAAAAGAAGUGCAACGGCCAAUGUACUUCAUUAGUCGAAUGCUGCAGGAAGCAGAGACGAGGUAUCAGCUCCUAGAAAAGGUGGCACUCGGACUUGUUCACACAGCUCGUCGCCUCCGGCAGUAUUUUCAAAGUCAUCAUGUCAUAUCGAAGGGCCACUUUGUAAAUGACUUGUUGACAAUACAUGUGGACGGGUCCUCUAACAACCAAGGCAUUGGAGCUGGAAUCAUCCUUGAAGGACCGAACGGGCUGUCAUUCGAGCAAUCUUUGCGAUUCGCGUUCAAGGCUUCAAAUAACCAGGCCGAGUACGAAGCGUUGCUGGCAGGUUUAAGGCUUGCUCAAGAGAGAAUGCGUAACACUUUUGAUGAGGUCCAGGUGAAACACACCCCCAGAGAACACAAUGAGAGAGCUGAUCAGUUGGCUCAGUUGGCUAGCAGUAAUCGAAAACCGCGGCAACUACAAACCACACUUCAUCUCGACCUGUCAGCCCCAAGUGUGAACUCGGUUGAAAACAUGUCGAUCUCCGAUUCUGCUCAAACUUGGAUGUCAGAAAUAAAAGAUUACACUGUUAGAAAACUACAAACACAAGCAGCUCGAUAUUCGGUUGUAGGAGGGGAACUAUACCGAAGAGGCUUCUCAACACCAUUGCUGAAAUGUAUUGACUCGGCGCAGGCAGAGUAUGUGUUGAGAGAAAUCCAUGACGGGAUUUGUGGUUCCCAUUUGGGUGGAAGAACCAUGGCGGCUAAAGUCUUGAGAGCAGGUUAUUACUGGCUGACUCUUAGGACCGAUUGUGCGGAAUUUGUUAAACGAUGUAUUUAA
Molecule: messenger RNA, 1260 nt
Organism: Cajanus cajan (pigeon pea)
Lineage: Eukaryota; Viridiplantae; Streptophyta; Magnoliopsida; Fabales; Fabaceae
Source: RefSeq, a predicted model, not a curated record